Molecule: messenger RNA, 1811 nt
Organism: Argentina anserina (silverweed cinquefoil)
Lineage: Eukaryota; Viridiplantae; Streptophyta; Magnoliopsida; Rosales; Rosaceae
Exons: 3
Coding region: 138-1811 (557 amino acids)
Source: RefSeq, a predicted model, not a curated record
CCUCCUACCAAGAAUACACGAAAUAAGAGGGACGCGCCCACUAAUACUUACGAUCCAUCGGGCGUCAUUCCGGGGAUUCGCCGGCAAACUCCGGAAGAUCUUUUACCAUUCGAGACUUAAGCGUAGAAGAAGCAAGCAUGGAAUCUGUUUACCUCUCUGCCUUUUAUGUGUGCUGGCUUUGUUUAUUCGUAUUCCGGAAGACUGAUCCAGGUUUUAUUCGUCCGGGAGUUUUUAAGAUCGCUCACAAAAUGGCGCGAGGUCAACAAUACUGUCUGCCAGUUCCCGUAUUGGCGAAUAUAUAUCAGGGUUUAAAUGCCAUAUCCGUCUCAAGUGAUCCAGGAAGUUGUCCAACUGUGCUCCCUUUUCAUUACCUGUAUGAGUGGUUGGGCGAGUAUUUCAGCACUCAUUUCUUCUCUCGACAUCCAGAAAACUUCAGGCCUUUAAUGGUUCAUAUUUCAGGGGAAUUGUCGGCAAGAAAUUUUAAUGAUGAACGGGCCCGUGCCUUGUUUACCGCUUGUGAUAAUGUUCGAAUGAGACGAUUUGCCAGAGUUUCAAGUGCGCGCAAACUGAUCGUUGACACUCACGGAGCCCUUCCUUCAGAUUCCGCCUAUCUCAUUAGCCUUUGCUCUGGAUUUGUGUCCCUACGGCAAGAUAGUUGGCGAGUAGUCGAACCCUAUAACCCUCAGCGAUUCAGUCGACAAUUCGGAUAUGUUCAGGGUGUUCCCGGAGAUUUCCAAAGAGAUAGUCGAUCCAUACCUUUGACUCGGACAUACUCGUUUUGGGAUAGCUUGACGAAGCUUGGCACAAAAGGUGAGGUAAUUUUGCCUAUGAAAAGUGACAUCACCAAGUUUAUGGUUACUCAGGACUACAUCGAAUGGUGGUUCAAAGUUCAUCACUCUGCGUUGAAGAGGCCUAUGAAAAUAACCAUUGUAAAUUUGCCACAACAAGAGCCUCCAAAGGCUAAAGGAGACGAUCGUGCGACAACUCCUCUCCAGAUUUUGGUUUCCGCCGAAGCUUUGCCCCCGGUUGAUAACUAUCAGAUUCCACCUCCUCCAGUUUUGGAAGGAAUCAGAGAUUCAGCAGAUUUCUGUCCCAAGUCGAAGGAGAAGGUUGCUACAUCCAGAAGGCAUAGUAGAAGCAGCAGUAGUACCCAUAGUGACGUGCACUUCAAACGUCGAAAAAGGGGUGACGAUGAUCUCAGACCUAUUUACUUCAAUCCUAAUGCCGACUUUGAUCUUGGCGGAAACUUUCUUGGGGAUGUUCCUGGUCCUUCAAAACUCGUGCAUGCGCAUGUUGAGCUUGAAGAUAUCGGUUAUUUUGAUGAAGUCUGCUCAGGUGACGGCGUUCAAUUUCCUUUUGAGGAGUGUGCAGCUAACAUUUUCCCAGAAAAGGACAUACGUCGAAAUGAGAGUGAACCACAGCCAGUUGACCAGAGAGGUUUGUCCAUAGCGACGGGAAGUACAAAGCCUUCAGAAAAAGCAAUAUUUCCUGAAGUUUCUGUGUGCGAUAUUGAGGUAGUGGACACAAGUCAAUGGCUCUGCAAUAUCCGCAUGCGAGCAGCUGUAGAAUUUUGUGCAAAGAUAGAAGGCGUGAUAGCGACGUAUUCUCUGAAAAUGAUUAUUGCGGGGAGGAAUGAGCUUGAUAUGUUGACCAAUGAACUUGGAAAAUAUGGAGUCGACCCAUCAGCAAUAAAAAACAAAUUGGAGCAGUUGAUGACAAGCGCUACCCUAUAUGACUCGGUAAGGCUUUGCAUGUGCUCACAAAUGUGCCAUGGGCACAAGCGCCCAAAAAUUGGUGGAGACAGAGUCUGA